GGCAGCAGGAACAGGAAUGUAGAAGCUGCAAUGAUUCAGAUUCCUUGGUGUUUGAUGAAUAUCACUGUAGACAUUUUGACCAGUGGCUGGAGAGUUUGGACUCUGUCCUGUUAAAAUGAUAUUAGCAGCAUGGUUGGUGAUUUCAUGUGUGGAUGUGAAAUUCUUAAGGGAAAGAAAGUGAGACUAAGCUCUGCAACACCAGAACUUUCUAGGCCUCUUCCUAGUUGCCCCAACUGGGAAGGUAGAAUUGAAGAAGGCAAAACAAUGAAGACAUCAAAUAAAAAAAUUACCAAUUCUGUUUCAAGUGAUUCUGCUAAUUCAGCUGAAAGGGAAACAGAUGAAGUAGUUCUGAGGAGAAGACAAAAACAGAUCAAUUUUGGAAAGAAUACCCUUGCAUAUGACAGAUACAUUAAAGAAGUUCCAAAGAAUCAGCGAAUACCAGGAGUUCAUCCUAGAACUCCCAACAAAUUUAAGAAGUACAGCCGCAGAUCCUGGGACCAGCAGAUCAGGCUGUGGAAGAUAGCACUGCACGCCUGGGAUCCUCCUACUGAAGAAACCUGGGACCUGCAGCCAGUUAGUACAGAACCCUCAGGCAGCUCCCAGGAAUGGUUCUGCAAAGAUCAGGAUUUUUCUUGCUCCUUUGUAUUUGAUGAAAAGCAAAAGAGAAAUGACUGUGAAGAUGAAUGCAGACAAACUGACCAUACACCAGAGAGUCCCUCCUCUCCUGAAUCUUCUCCAGUAUGGAAACGCAGAAAAAGAAACAAUUCUGACUCCUCUGUGGUUUCAAAGAGCAAGAACCAUUAUGUGCAUAUGUACCACACACUGGAAAGUCUGACUGGAUCAGGACAUCAGGAGGCUUUUUCCAAGUGCUCAGAGCAGGAAGUCUUGGGUGAAAACGAAGAAGUGAUGCCAGUACAACAUGGUAUAGAAAUAACAAGUGACCCUCUUGCAGCCAGUUGUUCUUCAGGAUGGAACAAUCAGAAACAGAAAAAAAACAACUUUCUGCCUACCAGUAAAACUUGCAGAGAUACAGACUGCAGGCUGGAGAGGCUUAAACUUUGUAGCAGUUUAGUGGAAGGAAAUCAGUCAAAAUACCCUGAAAUACGAUGGGGAAGUACAAGUGCUGAAGGUAGAAUACAGAGGAAAAAAAUUUAAAUACCAAGUCUCUUCUUGUAUAUAGAUGUAUGGAAGAAGGAAGGCUUUCUCCUGUGGCAGAAAACAAUUUGAAGAAUAGGGAUGUAGCCUGAGAUCAGCAGAUCACAUCUUGGAAAACUGGUGCAGUCACAUAAGAUCUGGACUGAAGGAGAAAGAUUUACAGUCAGCAUAUGGGCAGUCAACAUAAGGUGAAAUGUGCAGGUUUCUCCAGAUCUUAAAGGUAGAUUGUUUCCUGCAAGCUCUGCCUCAAGUGUAAAACUUCUGAUUGCAUUAAGCCUGUGCUGCAACAAUGAUGGAUGUUCCUUAAAGCUUUUGUGGGAAUGUUUCUGCUUUACCUGCACUGACAAAUGACGUGUGUAUCAUGUUGUAAAGGCUGCUCCAGCUGAUGGAUCCCGUUGUUGCCCUUUGGAGAUCAUGCUGCUUAGAUGCACUAAUGUUAUGCUGGUCAAUUGGUCCAAUAUUGAGUCAGACUGAAGAAUCGACCCCCUUAAACCAAGGAAUUAAACCCUGUUUCCUGUCCUGGACUGGAACUGAACAUUCAACCUGAAGAACUGCUUUGAAAGAAUGUAGAUACUUUUAACCUUUCUCCAGUUGUUAAAGACUAAUUGUUCUUAGCUUAUUUGCCAUUCUCUGAGGUAAAAUAUGUUAAGCUAGAACUUGCAUAAGUGAGAGAAGAGAAAGGAAAAGUAGACCAUUAUUGGAAUCACAUCACUCUCUUCAAGGGGAUAAGUGACUGUUUGAACAGCAAAACAGCCUAAAUGCCUGGAUUUUGGAGGUGAGUAGCAGUAUUUGCAGGUUAGGAGCUGUUCUUGGGCAUGGGGUGUCCAGGCUAAGCAUUGUGACAGCAUUGAGCUCUUUGUUUUUCUCUUCUAGCACUGUGCUUGGAAAGUCAAAGUGAGGGCUGUGGCUACAGUGGAGUAUAGACCAGAUUCAUGUGCUAGUUUAAAGAAUUUCUGACAGUCCUUGUGGUAUUUUACGUGGCACGGACUGGGAUACAAAUGUCUGUUAGAGCUGGGAAUUGUCUCUUUGCAGGAGUUCUGUUUGCCAGGCCACUGCAGAACUGUGAGUGCUAGGGAUGACACACAGCAACUUUCCUGUGGGGCUGGCAGUGUACUCAGGGGCCAAAAACCCAUUGUGCUACUGAUGUGGAGAUAAGCUGCUUCCUCAGAAAUUGCUCCCAGUCCCUUCCAAAGCAUUUUGUGCAGGCAUGCUCAGGCAUGGAGUUCAGUAGUGUCCUAGCACAAGGGUGGUUCAAACACCACAGAGCACAGAGUGUGUGUAUAUACAAGGAACACAUCUGUACAGCACUUUUUUAAGAAGUCAUAUUUAGAACCAUGUUGUUCCAGUGUGCAUGAUUCCAUGUAAUUUAUGAUGUUUGUAAAUAAGGGAAUAUGUUACAUUUUUUUGCAUUUUGACUUUAUGCAGAGGAAUUAAAGACUUUAAAAAUCCCUGCUAGUCUGCUUUUGCUGUUACAAUGAAACUGACAGCAUGAAAGAAAUAUGUGGGUUCACUAGUCUUUUUUUUUUUUUUCUUUUCUUGAUUUAGGGUGCUUUGUUUAUUUAGGGGUUUUUAGUCCUUGCUAAAAGGGGAAAGGAGGACUCUUCAGAGUUUGAAUCCAGCUCUUGAAGGAAGUUUACAGCUUGGGUGGUGUCCAACCCCUUAGUUUGGAUUUUGACAUCCUGUAAUGAGCUUGUAUUUAGUGCACUGUAAACUAGUGGAAGGGAACAGCUGUAAUCCCUGCACCUAUUCUGCCAUGUGAAAGUUGUGCUGGAGGGGAUGGAGCUGUUAGGUGAGAGUAACAGCCUGUCAGGAGAUACUUCAGCUCAGCUGUCAGAGCCCUUGAGCUUUUGCCUAUGAUGGACAGGGCCUGCACUGGAUUUACAGACACAAAUCCAUAGCAUUCAACAAUCCUUAAAGAUCUAUUUCUCAGUUGAAGAUACUUAGACUAGAAAUAGAAUAACCAAUCUGCCUGUGGUUGUGAAAUUUUGGGCAGAUUUAUUCUCUAAUCCAGGUUUUGUACACUCAGACAAGCUAUGCAAGCACAAGGAAAGGAAUGAAAUUGAGAGGUAAUUUGAGGUCUGCUAGAGUAAUUUCAUGCAGUGCUGCAAGUGGUAGUAGAACCAUUGUAAUGUCUUCUAAUUAUUAACAGUAACCAUCAAUCUAAACAAGGCAGUUAAAAAUGGAAUGUUGUCUGUCCAUUUACUUCUUUUUCAAUCUAAGGCUGUUUGACCUAAGAGUUUACAAUUGGUGUAAGCAAAGCUGAAGUCUCGCACUGCAACCCCAGUUUGUAUUUAGUUUAUCUAUUUUAUUUAAAUCCACUUUGCAUAAAUUUGUGCUUAGUUUUUAAUUAAGCCAAAAUGAACCUCACCAGCCAGGUUUAAAUUUCUUCCAAGAAGUAACUUCUUCUCUAGGCAUGGUUCCACUGGGAGAACUUCCACUCAGACAAUACAUUCUGUGCUUGUAGAAACAGUCCUUCAUUAGUGGUUCUGAAAUGCUAAUGAUUGUCUGUACUUUUUGUUUUUAAAACUGCUGCUUUAAGGUCAUAGUGAUGAGGCUAUCUCCUCCCUUUUCAAUUCCUACUGGGGUGUGAAAAUGCUUUUCUGAAGGUUUUUGCUUGCUGACAAGGGCAGAAAGGUGCAAAGCAGCUGAAAUCCCUAAGAUGCUUUGGCAGCAGAUAGUUCUGCUUGAUAAACUGAAUUUCACCUGUACAUAGUGUUAUGCUGGAAGUCCUUCAGGGCUUCCAGGCUGUCCUCUGCCUGGCUAGCUUGGAUACAUUCAGGUAAACAUGCUGCUCAAGUAAUCUUAUCUCAGAGCAAGGCUGGAGGACAUGGGAGUUUGUUUGCACGUGUUGAAUCUCUGCUGUACUUCAAGCAUGUCCUUGGUUGAGAAAUACAGGUCUGUUUCCCAUAGCAGUGUGUGGGAAAGAAGAGGUGCUAGCACAGCAAACUUCCCUGCAGAACCAGGGAUGUUUAUGCAGGUGCUCCAUGGAAGAAGGGAGAGUUUGUACAAUGACAGGCCAGACAAAGGAAAGGAACUUCCAAGGUAAAUGUCUUACAUUGUACUAUUUUCAGAUCUUAAGUGUUUCACUGAGCAUAGAGCCAGCCUGGCUGUUAUGGCCCAGAGGCAGGAAUUUUGGAGAUCUCUGAGGAGAAAAGUACAGGACCCACAUACAGCUUUUGAGGAAAAAACAGUAAGUUGAUGGAAAGUAAACACAAUUCUUCCUUGUCUCUUCUCAAAAUACUGCUGAUUUCAGCCAGGAGCAGUAGGUAUGUAGAAAUUUCACCCCAAAAGCAUUAUGAAACAGCUCAAACACCAUCUACAAACAGAUACUUAGCAGAAGUCUUUCAGAUACAUAUAUAUGUACAAUGAGAAUGCAGGUGCAAUUUGUGGAAGUGCAACAACUUCAUGUGGUGCAUUCACAAAUGGAAACAAAAAGUAUAAAGCCAUUUAAAAGUUGAGUAAAAUAAUGCAAAAAAUCAAUAGAAAGUAAGCUAGCUGCUGAGAUUUCAAACAGUUUAAUUUCUAAAAGACAUUGCAAAUUAUUGGCUGAAGAUUCUUGGUUUGGCCUGGUGCAGCUGCCAAGGCAGGCUGGCAGUGAGCAGCCUUCUUUCCACUUCUGAAGCUAUUGGUUUUGCUGGAAAGUCAGUGUGAGUGUCUUUCUGCAUUCAUCCAUCCAUUGACUGGCACAGAUCUGCAGGGGGAAAAAAAAGUCAGCCAAGAGGUUGAACAGUAAUUGUCCCUUUUUGAGAAAAAUAGUGUAAAUGUCUCCCACUUUGAAGACAAUAUGCAAUGAGCUUUCAAUUCACUAUGAAGAGGAUCUUCAACACAUCUGAGCAACCUUGAGCUUCACUAAGCAGGUGCUUCCUCCCUUCAAAACACCUGAUACUGCAGUGGUCACUGAUAGAGGAAAAUUCAACAGAUGUGGAACCCUUAUCUGCCUCUGCCUUCUUACUAUUGCUCUUAUGCCCAGAGUUAAAAUCAGCUACAGAUACUGUGCUGUGUGAUGUUGCUCAGCCUUGGGGAAAAAAAAAGGCCCUUUUUAUAUCUGCAGACUGAAAAAGGGGUAAAAAGGGCUGCCUGGUUAUUUAUCAGUUUUCAGCAGGGAUAUUCCUGUAGGCCAUUCUAAUCAACUUUCCAAAAAAGAUUAAUCAGGAAACAGGAAGAAGCAAAUGUGUUCCUGGAACUGCUCAAGAUUUGAGUCUAGGCACCAGGAAUUAAUGGGAGUAUGUGGUGAAGUAGAGGCAGAAAGACUGAAGUAUUCCUCUGCUGACUGUAUGGAUCCAAAGCAACAUACUUGUUUCAGAUGCAGUUGUGCUGUUUGGACAGUUCCUUCUUCCUAGCACAUGAGGGUGUGCACUGCCACCCGUUGUCCCUGCUGACUGUGUCCUUUCUGGUCAACUUGUGGACAAGAGCUCCAAUUCUAUUUAAAUGAUGACCUGAAAUGCAAGCCAGAGUACCUGGCAUCUUUGUUUCUGUAAAUACUACGUGAGAAAGUUGUAGUUUGUUGAACCAUGUUUCAUUUUUACAGCCAAGAUGCAAAUUCAGCCUUGCUAUCCAUGAAGUAUCUUCACAAAAAAACCAAAACAAAACACCUGUCAAUGCAUACACAGAAAGUCUCUCCAAAGAACUUUGGGCUUGGGGAUUUGCUUUUGUGUGAAGCUGCUAAAAAUAAAUAAAACCCACAACAACUCUUGUUUAGCCACUUCUGCUAUUCAUCAAACAGAUUUUUAUCUUGCAAGUGUUACUCAAAUACAGCCUCAUGAAUAUGUCAGCCUCUUGGAGUUUCUACUUGACUUCCUCUUAGUUGGGUGCAUUGCUCCUGUGAACUGAAGGAGGAAGAGGCACCUUUUUGUAAUUUUUAAGGUUUCAGUUGAGGCAUCGUGAUGGGGAUUGUGGUAGUGUCCUGAAAAGUCAGUCUCCUGUAGAGCUGGCUCAGAGCACACAGACUGAACAAGCAGAACUCUAACACAUAAUUAAACGCUCUCCAGGGUAACUGCCUUAGAGACUGAAUUCUAGAACAAAAGAAGAGUCUGUCUUGAGAACAGUGUUCUUUCCUCUGCUUUAUAUCUUACUUGUGUCAAAUUGUAUUAUAUUAAGAAUAUUUUAUCGCUCUUUGAGUGUCAAUCUGAUGAUGGUUGCUAUGAAAAUGCCUCUUGAAAAAAAGGAAGAAAACUGACCUGGUUCUGCAAUGAGAGAAACAUCCCAUUCCCACUGCUACCUGUUAAAUACCAAACCUGCAGCAAUCUGACUGGCAUAUUACAUUCCAAAAAUACUAUCUUUCAAUAUGAGUGCUUGCUGCUUGUGGAGAUAAAAUAAAGCUUUACCACCUC
Molecule: messenger RNA, 6485 nt
Organism: Apus apus (common swift)
Lineage: Eukaryota; Metazoa; Chordata; Aves; Apodiformes; Apodidae
Product: histone RNA hairpin-binding protein-like
Exons: 12
Coding region: 130-1155 (341 amino acids)
Biological process (GO): mRNA transport; mRNA 3'-end processing by stem-loop binding and cleavage
Cellular component (GO): histone pre-mRNA 3'end processing complex; cytoplasm
Molecular function (GO): mRNA binding; histone pre-mRNA stem-loop binding
Source: RefSeq, a predicted model, not a curated record